GAAAAAUGCUAACGUAACGUGUUUGGAUGUAAGAAAGAAGAAAUUUGUCCUUUGGAGGAUGAAGUGAGCAGAGCGCCGUAGCUUCUGUUCUGGUGGCAGCAGAGUGUCGUCGUGGUUUUUGUACGAGGUUUUUUCACUGUGCUGGGCUGGUAUACCACGCUGUGUGAAAGUCCACACAGAGCUGAACAAAAACCUCCCGUCUCCUCUAAAGCCUCUGUCUGAGUCUGGAAAGAUCCAGAACCAUCAGAAAGCAAAGGAACCCAGUGUGUGGAACAGCUCGGUGUCUGUCUGUGGAAGUGGAUUUUGAACAUUUUCAGCUGCUCUGAGGACCAUUGACAGCUCUGAGGUUUUUGUAUGAGGCUGUAACACUGUGGUCCAUUAAUAUUCGGGGAUCCCAUCAAACUCACCGUGACUCCUGAAGAUCAGUCCUUUAUGGAGCCGGCGCUGUUUGUCCUGAGUCCUCUGCAGGGCCCUCCAGGGUUGACAAACACUGUGGGUCCAGAUGUCUGUCUGGCUACUGAUUUCCGUCCACAGACUGGUAAAAUGAAUCUGAGGAUGCAGAACAGAUUAAUGUCUCUGAGAACAAGCAGCGCUGUUUUGUCUCCGGAGCAGAAAACAUACUUCUACGUUGGAUUCAGCAGCCAGAUCGACUCCUGUGAGCUGCAUGGCAUACAGGCUCAGAGACCCCCCGAACUCCACUGUGACAACACACCAAAGGAUGAUCAGGGUCCUCCAGCAGGUGAUGAUCAGAGUCCUCAACCAGGUGAUGGUCAGAGUCCUCGACCAGGUGGUGGUCAGAGUCCUCGACCAGGUGGUGGUCAGAGUCCCCCACCAGGUGGUGGUCAGAGUCCUCGACCAGGUGGUGGUCAGAGUCCUCGACCAGGUGGUGGACAGAGUCCUCGACCAGGUGAUGGUCAGAGUCCUCGACCAGGUGGUGGUCAAAGUCCCCCACCAGGUGGUGGUCAGAGUCCUCGACCAGGUGGUGGUCAGAGUCCUCGACCAGGUCGUGGUCAGAGUCCUCGACCAGGUGGUGGUCAGAGUCCUCGACCAGGUGAGGAACAGAGUCCUCGGUCAGGUGGUGGUCAGAGUCCUCGACCAGGUGGUGGUCAGAGUCCCCCACCAGGUGGUGGUCAGAGUCCUCCACCAGGUGGUGGUCAGAGUCCUCGACCAGGUGGUGAUCAGAGUCCUCGACCAGGUCGUGGUCAGAGUCCUCGACCAGGUGGUGGUCAGAGUCCUCGACCAGGUGAGGAACAGAGUCCUCCACCAGGUGGUGGUCAGAGUCCUCGACCAGGUGGUGGUCAGAGUCCCCCACCAGGUGGUGGUCAGAGUCCUCGACCAGGUGAGGAACAGAGUCCUCGACCAGGUGAUGGUCAGAGUCCUCGACCAGGUGGUGGUCAAAGUCCCCCACCAGGUGGUGGUCAGAGUCCCCGACCAGGUGGUGAACAGAGUCCCCGACCAGGUGAUGGUCAGAGUCCUCGACCAGGUGAUGGUCAGGGUCCCCGACCAGGUGGUGGUCAGAGUCCCCCACCAGGUGGUGGUCAGAGUCCUCCACCAGGUGAUGGUCAGAGUCCUCGACCAGGUGGUGGACAGAGUCCUCGACCAGGUGAGGAACAGAGUCCUCGACCAGGUGAUGGUCAGAGUCCUCGACCACGUGGUGGUCAAAGUCCCCCACCAGGUGGUGGUCAAAGUCCCCCACCAGGUGGUGGUCAGAGUCCCCGACCAGGUGGUGGUCAAAGUCCUCGACCAGGUGGUGGUCAGAGUCCUCGACCAGGUGAGGAACAGAGUCCUCGGUCAGGUGGUGGUCAGAGUCCCCCACCAGGUGGUGGUCAGAGUCCCCCACCAGGUGAUGGUCAGAGUCCUCGACCAGGUGGUGGUCAGAGUCCUCGACCAGGUGGUGGACAGAGUCCUCGACCAGGUGAGGAACAGAGUCCCCGACCAGGUGGUGGUCAGAGUCCCCGACCAGGUGGUGGUCAGAGUCCCCGACCAGGUGGUGAACAGAGUCCCCGACCAGGUGAUGGUCAGAGUCCUCGACCAGGUGAUGGUCAGGGUCCUCGACCAGGUGGUGGUCAGAGUCCCCCACGAGGUGGUGGUCAGAGUCCUCCACCAGGUGAUGGUCAGAGUCCUCGACCAGGUGGUGGACAGAGUCCUCGACCAGGUGAGGAACAGAGUCCUCGACCAGGUGAUGGUCAGAGUCCUCGACCAGAUGGUGGUCAAAGUCCCCCACCAGGUGGUGGUCAGAGUCCCCGACCAGGUGGUGAACAGAGUCCCCGACCAGGUGAUGGUCAGAGUCCCCGACCAGGUGAUGGUCAGGGUCCUCGACCAGGUGAUGAACAGAGUCCUCGACCAGGUGAUGGUCAGAGUCCUCCACCAGGUGAUGGUCAGAGUCCUCCACCAGGUGAUGGUCAGGGUCCUCGACCAGGUGGUGGUCAGAGUCCUCGACCAGGUGAUGAACAGAGUCCUCCACCAGGUGAUGGUCAGAGUCAUCCACCAGGUGAUGGUCAGAGUCCUCCACUAGGUGAUGGUCAGAGUCCUCAACCAGGUGAUGGUCAGGGUCCUCGACUAGAUGAUGGUCAGAGUCCUCCACCAGUUGAUGAACAGAGUCCUCCCCCACGUGAUGGUCAGAGUCCUCCACCAGGUGAUGGUCAGAGUCCUCAACCAGGUGAUGGUCAGGGUCCUCCACCAGGUGAUGGUCAGAGUCCUCCACCAGGUGAUGGCCAGAGUCCUCAACCAGGCGAUGAACAGGGUCCUCCACCAGGUGAUGGUCAGAGUCCUCCACCAGGUGAUGGUCAGAGUCCUCAACCAGGUGAUGGUCAGGGUCCUCCACCAGGUGAUGGUCAGAGUCCUCCACCAGGUGAUGGCCAGAGUCCUCAACCAGGCGAUGAUCAGGGUCCUCCACCAGGUGAUGAUCAGGGUCCUCCACCAGGUGAUGAACAGAGUCCUCAACCAGGUGAUGAUCAAAGUCCUCCACCAGGUGAUGAUCAGAGUCCUCAACCAGGUGAUGGUCAGAUUCUUGAUCAAGUGGACCUCUGUGCCGACCUUCGUCCAGAGAAAGCCAAGCUGAACUUCUACCUGCUGGUGAUGAACGGAGUCAGAGUGGUGUUCACCAAGGCUCUGGCCUUCAGCACCAUCCUCACCAUCAGAGCCCUGCUCUUCUAACAGCCAGCUCAGAGCAGCGCCCCACCAACCAGUGAUGGUCCACCAGUAAGACCAGGACCUAAUCAGACUCAUUGAUUGAUUGAUUGAUUGAUUGAUUGAUCGUGUGAGGGCUGUGGUCACUUCAGAUCAAACUGUUCGAAUCUGAUUUCAUCAGAGGUUGUUUUACUUUUCAAACAUUUAAAAAAGGAUUUUUCUGUUUUUGUCAAACGAUGAUCUGUUGAUCAGACGUGAGACUGUUUCAGUCCUUUGUCUUUUCUUUUUUUUAAAUUUUUCAUCUCUGUAUUUAAUGAUUUUCCUGUACUCGGUCUCUUUUCGAUUAAUUUCACUCAUUUGGGAUCAAAGCUCUUUUUUUCAUUAUCAAAAUUAUUUUAUUAUUAUGUGUGAAGAAUUCAUUUUAUUUUGAAAUCUAAAUAAAAUUGAAGUGAAUUGAA
Toxotes jaculatrix (banded archerfish) is the source of this 3587-nucleotide messenger RNA. RefSeq names its product basic salivary proline-rich protein 2-like. Lineage: Eukaryota; Metazoa; Chordata; Actinopteri; Toxotidae. Bases 433 to 3156 code for a protein of 907 amino acids. The transcript has 6 exons. The record is from RefSeq and is a predicted model, not a curated record.